This is a messenger RNA of Kockovaella imperatae, 902 nucleotides long. RefSeq lists its product as hypothetical. Gene Ontology annotation, biological process: cilium assembly. Bases 150 to 902 code for a protein of 250 amino acids. NCBI's taxonomy places the organism in Eukaryota, Fungi, Basidiomycota, Tremellomycetes, Tremellales, Cuniculitremaceae. The record is from RefSeq and is a predicted model, not a curated record. The transcript has a single exon.
AUGACAUGUUAGAUACAGAGCGAAGCAGCGGGGAUGAGGUCCGGCCGGAGCCACCAGUUAACAACCGGAUCCGAAAGUAUGGGUACCCGACCAAAUAAAAGUAUUUCUUUCCCGCUAAAUAAUGUCUCUUGCUUCGUCCAACAUUCAUCAUGUUAUCCGAGCGUGACAAUAGUAUACUUGUCAAGAUCUUUGACCCCGAAGCUCAGCCAGAGUCCAGCGCCCGAAUCUCAGCGAAUGCUGUCCCCCUGCCUGGUAUACCGAUUGAUCUGUUCGGCGAACUGGCGACUAGGGAACGAAGGACACUCCAGCCGUUAAAUCAAGACUUCCCCACCCCUGAACGAAUUCAUCAGGCAAUUAAGGAGCUGUCCAGCAUCAUCAAAAGUCACCCACUAUAUGCUUCAGCCUACGUGAACCGGGCACAGGCUCGCCGACUACAGAUCCAGUACGACGAACUGUUCUCCCCCGACGCUGAAUCCAUGAUGGUGGACAUUUUCGCCGACUUGGAUCGAGCCGUCGAUCUAGCUGCGCCGCUUCGGUCUCUCGAUCAGAUCAGCGCGCAUCAAGGCAAUCUCUUGGCAGCAGCCCAUACCCACAAAGGCUUGCUGCUGUUGCGGGCAGCAGAUAUUACCCGAGGCGGUGCUCCCGCUCACGGGCUCCCUCCCGCCUUAGCCAAUAUGGAUGCAGAUGUUCUGGAAGAGGCGGCGAGCCACGAGCUUGCGUCUGGCGGUCGAUACGGCAAUACGAUGGCGCAGCAAUUAGCUGUCAAGACAAAUCCCUAUGCCAAGCUGUGCGGAAGCAUUGUUAGGGAGGCACAGAGGAAGGAGAUCUUGGAAACAAUGAGACCGCAUACAUUCGAGUGCGUUCUAGUGUUACCACGCUGUUUAGCUGAUCGGGUCAGAUAG